Messenger RNA from Gavialis gangeticus (Gharial), 1718 nucleotides. RefSeq names its product zinc-binding protein A33-like. The record is from RefSeq and is a predicted model, not a curated record. Gene Ontology annotation, molecular function: metal ion binding; protein binding. Bases 343 to 1626 code for a protein of 427 amino acids. The transcript has 6 exons. NCBI's taxonomy places the organism in Eukaryota, Metazoa, Chordata, Crocodylia, Gavialidae.
UGGGCAUCGGGGUCCCCGGCAGGGCGGGGGGCUGCUGACGGCUGUGCCCUGCUGACGUGGAGGGGAAGUGAAAGCAGCUGUGCGCCACUGGCCUGGCCUCUGGACUCUGCCCUGCAGCUAACUGGGGCCCGGCCCUGUGGAAAGUCCCUUGUGCGGGGGGCGGGCAGCCUGCCCAGCCCGGGGCGCGGCUCUGGGUCCCAGCACAGUCUCCCCCAAGCACCCGCCGGCCCUGGCAGUGUCCGAAGCGGGGAGGGCGCUGUGUUGGGUGCCCGCAGCAGCAGCGGAGCCGGGGCUCGGGGGGCUCGUCCGGAGGGGGAUACAGGCCGGUGUCUGUGUGCAGGCAUGGCGGGCCGGGGCACGGAGCAGAGCCUGCUGGAGGAGCUAACCUGCGCCAUCUGCUGCGACCUCUUCAUGGAGCCGGUCAUGCUGGAGUGCAUGCACCACUUCUGCAAGGGCUGCAUCCAAGCCCACUGGCACAGCAGCGAGCACCCGCCUUCCUGCCCCCAGUGCCGCAGGGAGAUCCCCGGCUGUACCUUCCGCACCCCCUACCUGGUAGCGGGGGUGGUGGAGAAGGUGCGGCGCUACGGCCUCCAGGAGCACCGGAGGCAAAUACAGAAACAGCUUGAAGAGGGGCUGCAAGCUCACCAGAGAGAGAUGGAGCGCCGUGUGCGUACGAAGCACGCGGUGGAGGAAGAUAUCUGCAGCCUGACGAAAGUCUCUGGGGAGCUGCACGCUAAGAUCCAGGCGGAGUUUGAGCGACUUCAUCAGAUCCUGGUGGAAGAGGAGAGAACAGUGUUGAUGGAGCUGGCCAAAGAGGAGGAGGACUUGCUGGUGAGGCUGCAGGGGGACUUCUGGCAACUGGAGAAUGGGAUCGUGGAGCUGGGGAGGAACAUGGAGUGCAUACAGCAAGCCUUGCGUGAAUUGGACGAUUCGGCACUGGUGGAGGUGGAGAGCUUGGAGAUCAGGCCCCUGGUGCAAGUAGAGGCCCCACCUCCCUUUGACGCCGACCACCUCCGAGACCAGCACAGCGGCCCCCUGCAGUACAUCUUCUGGAGACGGAUGCUGCCAUCCAUCUCCCCUGCUCCUGCCCCGCUGACCUUCGACCCCGAGACAGCCCACCCCAACCUGGUGCUGUCUGAAAACCUGAGGGCAGUGACGGAGCAGAGGACCCCCCAGCCCGUCCCCAGCAGCCCCAAGCGCUUCCAGAAGUGUGUGAACGUGCUGGGGUCCGAGGUCUUCACAGCCGGGAGCCACUACUGGGAGGUGUGGGUGGGCAACAAGACCAAGUGGGACCUGGGCGUAGCGGCCGAGUUGGCAGACCGGGCAGCCAAGGUGAAGCUGUGCCCUGAGAACGGCUACUGGUCCCUUCGCCUGAGGAACAGCACAGAGUACUGGGCUGCCGCCGUGCCCUGGGUGCGCCUCUACCCCCCGCGCCGCCUGCGCAAAGUGGGGGUGCUGCUGGACUGCCAGGCAGGCACGGUGGCCUUCUACAACGCUGAGGACAUGGCCCACCUUUACACCUUCCGCCAGGUUGCCGCCCCCGGCCUCUGCCCCUUCUUCAGCACCUGCUUCAGCGACGGGGGGCAGAACGCAGAGCCCAUGAGGAUCUGCCACCUGGCCCUGUAGGACGUGGGCUGUUCCCUCUUGAGCCAUGGGGAGGGCAGCACGUGCAGGACCGGGGGCACCGGUGACUGACCGAAGAGCUGCCCGGCUCUCCA